Messenger RNA from Rotaria sp. Silwood2, 2121 nucleotides. The record is from the annotation of a GenBank genome assembly. NCBI's taxonomy places the organism in Eukaryota, Metazoa, Rotifera, Eurotatoria, Philodinida, Philodinidae.
AUGAAAUCGGAAUUGUUGGUUAUAUCUUUUCAUUUAUUAGCAUUUAUUAUUUUAAUGGAAGGACUUUUUCCAUAUUCAUCAUCAACAAACAAUAUUGCUAAUCGAUCUUGUUUUGAUUCUCAAGAAUCAUCUAAACAUCAUGUUAUAAUUAUGUUAAUUGAUGCUCUUCGUUCUGAUUAUGUAUUUAAUAGAAAUAAUUCUUCAUUUUAUUUAAAAUCUAUUGAAAAAUUCGAAGAAAAUGGAAAAGCUUUAUCAUUUAAAUUACGUUGUCAUACUCCAACAGUAACAUUACCUCGAUUAAAAGCAUUAUUAACAGGUACAAUACCAUCAUUUUGGGAUAUUAUUUAUAAUUAUAAUUCAAGUAAACUUGAAUUAGAUAAUAUAUUAAUUCAAUAUAAAAGAAAAUAUCCUGAAAAUAAAAUUGUUUUUUAUGGUGAUGAUACAUGGAUUAAAUUAUUUCCAAAUGAUAUUUUUUCUCGAUCAAAAGGUCUUCAAUCAUUUUUUGUUACAGAUUUUAAAGAAAUUGAUUUAAAUGUAACUGAAGGUCUUUAUUCAGAAUUAAAUCAAAUGAAUGAAUGGAAUUUAUUAAUUGUUCAUUAUUUAGGUCUUGAUCAUAUAGGUCAUGCAUAUGGAGCUUUUAAUAGUUUUAUUAAAGAUAAAUUAAAUGAAUUUGAUAAAAUAAUUGAAAAUAUUUAUUUAAAAUUAAAUAAAAAUGAUAUAUUAAUAAUAACAGGUGAUCAUGGAAUGGCAGAUAAAGGUGGACAUGGAGGUUCAUCAUUUGUUGAAAUAAAUGUUCCAUCUGUAUUUAUAUCUAAUCAAUUUAAUAAUGUUAAACAAAUAAAUAAUAAAGAAUAUCUUCAAAUUGAUUUAACCCCAACAUUAAGUGGUUUACUUGAAAUAAGUAUACCUUGGAAUAAUCUUGGAAUAUUAAUUGAAUAUGUUUUAGAAAGUUUUUAUUCAAAAAAAACAAAAUCAAAUUUAUUAAAAUGUUUAAUUGAUGAUAAUAGAAGACAAUUAUUUAAUCUAUUAUCUGAUAAAGAUUUAUCAAUAUCUUAUUCAAAUGAUCUUAAAUUAAUUCGUGAUAAAGCUAUGUCAUUAUCAAAUCAACAAGAUUUUAUUCAAAUUUUAUUUAGUAUUUUACUUUUCUGUUCUAGUACAAUUAUGUUAUGGUUUAAUGUUGAAAAAACUUCAUUGUUUUCAAUUAUUGUAUUAAUCAUAUAUUAUUUGAUAUCUGGAAAAAUUCUUCUUAGUUUCUGCAUUGGUGCUUUUUGUUUAUCUAUAAUUGUUAUUCAAAUGAAUAAAAGAAAAAUUAUUGAUUAUAAAAGAAAAACUGAAAAUAAUAUUUCUGAUAGAUUUUUAAUUUAUUAUCCAUUAUUUCAUUUAAUAUCAUUAUUUUCAAGUAGUUUUAUUGAAGAAGAACAUCAAAUUUGGUAUUUUUUCUUAUCAACUUAUUUAUUAUUACGAACAAUUGAACAAAAAUCUUUUCAAACUUUCUUUAUGUUAAUUUUAUCUCGUUUUAUACGUUCUUGGAAUCAAACUGGAAAUAAAUGGUUACAUUUAACAGAUAUUGGAGAUUAUAUUAAUGCUUAUUUAUCUCGCUUAACACCAUUAUUAUAUUAUGUUUUAUUAAUAAUGUUAAUUAUUGUUAAUAGAUUGUCAAUAGAAAAAUUGUUAUUUUGUUUAUUAUAUAUAUUAUGUCGUACACAUAAUUGUGUAAUAAUAAUUGUUCAUAUGAUAUUUAAUAUAUUUAUAAAUGAAAAUGAUGCUCAUAUAUUAUUUUUAUUUAGUCAAUCAGCAUUUUUUCAUCUAGGAAAUUCAAAUUCAUUUGUAACAAUCGAUAUAUCAAGUGGUUUUGUUGGUAUUCCAAUAUAUAUUCCAAUAAUUCAUGGAAUAUUUAUUUAUUUAUCAACAUAUGGUUUAUCAAUUAUUUGGUUAUUUAAAUUAUCAAAAUCUGAAUUAAAUCGUUAUUUAAUUAAAAUAACAUUGAUAAAUAGUACAUUUUCAUUGUGUAUUUUAAUUCAACGUUAUCAUUUAUUUGUUUGGACUGUUUUUGCUCCGAAACUUUUUUAUUUAUGUGCUCAAACAGCUUUUAACUUAUUUCUUUUUAUUAUGAUAAAAUAA